Molecule: messenger RNA, 951 nt
Organism: Caenorhabditis briggsae
Lineage: Eukaryota; Metazoa; Nematoda; Chromadorea; Rhabditida; Rhabditidae
Gene: Cbr-col-116
Product: Protein CBR-COL-116
Exons: 4
Coding region: 1-951 (316 amino acids)
Molecular function (GO): structural constituent of cuticle
Source: RefSeq, a predicted model, not a curated record
AUGAUUCGGCUAGCCACUUUUAUUAUUCUUAUUUCUGCUAUUUCCAUAUUUGGAUCCCUGUGUAUUUCUGUGGCAAUUCUCAUUGGAAUCAACGAGUUUCAUAGUGAAGUUGCAGGAGAUUUAGGGGAUUUCAAGGGUUAUUUCGAUGACGCCUGGAAAAUGAUGCACAUUUCUGAGGGCAAUCCAUUGAGAAUAUUGGCACGGCGGGAUUUGGAAAAUUCGGAAGUUUUGGGAAGAACAAGAAAACAGGCUGGCUAUGAUUUCGACGGUGGAGCAUCGAUUGGAGGUGGACAAUCUCAGCAGUGCAACUGCGGGACACCUGCCACUAACUGCCCUCCUGGACCCCAAGGACCCCCUGGGUCCCCCGGAGAAAUGGGAACUCCUGGUACCCCUGGAACUGAUGGAAUGCCUGGAAUGGACGCAAUGAGACAAAUGGCUAUGGAAGCAACGAAUGGAGAAUGUGUGAAAUGCCCUCAAGGACCACCUGGACCCCCUGGACCCGAUGGACCUCCAGGAUAUGAUGGACAAAUUGGAAUCCCUGGAAAUCCAGGAGAAGGGCCAACUCCAGGACUGCCAGGACCCCCUGGACCACCAGGACCAUCAGGAAUAGACGGAAGAGAUGGUUUGAAGGGAAUGGAUGGCCCACCAGGAGAUAUUGCACUACACUCUGUGAGCCUUCCUGGGCCGCCUGGUCCACCAGGACCUCCCGGACCACCUGGACCAGUUGGAAUACCAGGAGAAAGUACUCAAGGGGAACCAGGACUCGAAGGACCAGCAGGUACACCUGGAAAUUUCGGAAAGCCAGGAGGUGAUGGGGCGCCAGGAGCGCUUGGAGACGAUGGGCAGCCUGGCCAAGACGCCCAAUAUUGUCCUUGUCCACCGAGAACACCGAUUGGAGGUGGAGCCGAUGAGAAGACCGAUGGAGGCGGUUAUUUUUUCUUCAAGUCUUAA